AUGAUGGGUGCGCAUAUUGAGAAGCCAGGAUCGCAAAGCUCUUUCGAACCUUCCCCCGCAGGGAGGAAUGAACUUGACCCAGAAAUGCGCUAUCCUAAUGCGCAAUAUGACGACCUCCAGGUCGAAUGCCCUCCCCACACCACACAAGCAAAGCUCAUCGCAAAGGUCGACCUCCGCGUCAUUCCGGUCUUGAGCAUCCUCUACUUUUUCGCCUUUCUUGACCGCACCAAUAUCGCCAACGCCGCUAUCUUUGGCCUCCAGGAUGAUCUCAAAUUGGGUGGCAACCAGUACAACACCGCUUUGACGAUUUUCUUCGUGCCCUACAUUGUCUUCGAAAUUCCAUCCAAUAUCAUCCUGAAGAGAUUGAAGCCGCACGUUUGGCUUUCAGGAUGCAUGUUCGUCUUCGGCCUCGUCACUGUGUGCCAGGGCCUCGUGAAAAAUUGGAGUGGACUGCUCGUAACCCGCUUCUUCUUGGGGUUGGCAGAGACCGGCAUGUUUCCUGGAUCUUUCUACCUCAUCGGCAUGUGGUAUAAGCGGUCGGAGGCGCAAAAGCGCUACUCAUUCUUCUUUGGCAGUACUAGCCUCGCAGGCGCCUUUGGAGGGUUGCUAGCUUCCGCCAUAGGGAAGAUGAACGGAAUGAGAGGCUAUCAUGGAUGGCGCUGGAUCUUCAUCCUGGAAGGUACACUGACGUGUCUUGUGGCCCUCGCCUUCUACUUUGUGAUACCAAGUUUUCCUGAGGACGCGAAUUGGUGCGUUAUUACGGCUUUAGUACUGAUUACAUGCACUAACCACGAUUUCAGGCUUACACACGAAGAGCGCCACUACAUUCGUGCCCGCCUCGAAACGGACCAAGGUAAAGUUGCCCUCGAGCGUCGCAUCAGCCCCCAUGACGUCCUCAACGUCUUCAAAGACUUCAAGGUCUUCUUCGGCGGCUUCAUGUAUCUUGGCCUCCUCGUGCCCGCCUACGGCUACGCUUUUUUCGCCCCCGGCAUCAUUCGCUCUUACGGCUACUCCCAGAUCCAGACUCAAUUGCAUUCCGUCCCACCGUGGGCCUGCUCCUUCGUCUUCGCAUUGAUAGUUGCCUAUUUCAGCGACCUGCUGAAGCACAGAUUUUUCUUUACAAUUUUCACCAUCGCCAUGAGCAUUGCCGGUUUCGCAAUCCUACUCUCCACGCACACCCAUAAACAUCUUGAAUACGGCGCGCUCUUCCUCGUGACAAUGGGAACCUAUUCCGCUCUUCCAGUCAUCGUAUGCUGGUUCAACAUGAACCUAGGUGGACAUCAUCGCCGCGCCGUGGGUACUGCUUGGCAGAUAGGUUUUGGCAACAUCAGCGGCAUUAUCGCAACGUAUGCGUUCCUGAUGAAGGAUGCCCCUGAAUAUAGACCAGGUUUCAGUAUUUGUAUUGGCUUUGCGUGUUUGAGUGGAUUAAGCUGCCUGCUUUAUGCAUUAAGUCUGCUGUAUCAGAAUCGGUGGAGGGCAAAGCAGGGGAAGGAUCUAGGGUUGGGGGAAAGCGAGAAGGCGGAGAUGGGCGAUCUGAGCCCGGACUAUCGUUAUCUACUGUGA
Molecule: messenger RNA, 1563 nt
Organism: Bacidia gigantensis
Lineage: Eukaryota; Fungi; Ascomycota; Lecanoromycetes; Lecanorales; Ramalinaceae
Exons: 2
Coding region: 1-1563 (520 amino acids)
Biological process (GO): transmembrane transport
Cellular component (GO): plasma membrane
Molecular function (GO): transmembrane transporter activity
Source: RefSeq, a predicted model, not a curated record